This is a messenger RNA of Thlaspi arvense, 216 nucleotides long. NCBI's taxonomy places the organism in Eukaryota, Viridiplantae, Streptophyta, Magnoliopsida, Brassicales, Brassicaceae. The record is from the annotation of a GenBank genome assembly.
AUGUUGUUGACAAAUAUUGUGACCGGACAAGAAGCAUUAUUAGGAAAGAAAGUAUUACCGUUGUGCCAUAGAGAAUGUAUGCCAAUAUGCAUGAAAAUGACCGAAGCAACACAAGAGAUAUGCGAAAAAGCCUGCCAAGCAGGUUGUCUCCAACUUCAAAGUCGAGGCACCGAACUUUCAGGCUCUGAUCAAGGAGUCGAUAUGGUUAUUGCGUAG